This is a messenger RNA of Exophiala viscosa, 1153 nucleotides long. RefSeq lists its product as uncharacterized. NCBI's taxonomy places the organism in Eukaryota, Fungi, Ascomycota, Eurotiomycetes, Chaetothyriales, Herpotrichiellaceae. Gene Ontology annotation, molecular function: acyltransferase activity, transferring groups other than amino-acyl groups. The transcript has a single exon. The record is from RefSeq and is a predicted model, not a curated record. The coding region runs from base 129 to 902 and encodes 257 amino acids.
UUGUAGGCAGUUGCCGCACUACAGGUAGGUUAUCUUAGGUGGGGAAAGUACCUCGGUCUCAUUUUUCAUUUCAGUAUAAGCGUCUGCCAUUGCACCACCUUGAUUGACCAGUACGUUUACUUCUCGCUAUGACCCUGAAACUCCACGAGCUGUCACCCUCUGACCCGGUAGACCAAAACCUGAUCCCAGCUAUUGCAAGGGUACAUCUCACAGCCUGGCUGUCCAACUCGCUAUAUGAAGCGAUUUACUACGGUCCACCAUCGAGCCAUGCCCGGAUCAUCGAAAACAAUCGACGGCGACACUCUAAGACUCUCACAUCAGAACCCAGCAGUCGUUAUGCAGUGGUUUUAGACGAUGGGGCCUGCGGCGAUAAUCCGAAAAGGCACAGUGAGCAGACAGGUCCUGACCCCAACCACCUCAUUGCCUGGGCCAAGUACGACAUCUUCGAGAGGCCAGAGGCAGAGGAAGAACGACAAGACACAGGAGAAAUCAAAUACCCACCUUACACCAACCUACCGCUGGCCAACCACUUCUGGGACUUGAUUGUGCAAUCACGACAGCGUGUUGGAAAGUCGCUCGGGGCCCAUGUUAGUGUCGAUCAGCUCGCGACAGACCCAGAUCACCAUCGACGUGGAGCCGGUCGCAUGUUGAUGGAACAUAUCGUGAAGAAGGCCGACGAACUAGGCUUGCCAGCUACACUCGAAGCUAGCCCGCAGGGUAUGAACCUGUACACUUCGGUGGGUUUCGAGCCGGUUGAUGAAUUCUGGGUCGAUCUGCUUCGCUUUGAAGGUGGCGAAGACAAAGGGGAAGCAUGGUCGAAAGAACAACAUCGAGUGCCUGGCCAAGGACCUGGCUGGUACAAGCAAGUUGCUAUGAUACGACAGCCUCGGAAGACAGAGUGACUGGUCCGAAAAUAUGCACUUGGUGCCUUGUAAGGCCGGUCAUGCUGGUGGUGUCGAGGCAGGAUGAGUCACUUACGAAAUGGAUGUCGACAAAAGGAGGUUUAUCUGUUGUCGAGUCAUGAGCCUAGCCCCCCCAUGGGCCAUUAUUUUCGCUAUAAAAUAGGGAGCAAAUCAUGAUUGACCCCCCGGACUUGGCCGCCAAAAGACUGGAAUCCACUCCCACUGCAACCGGAGACACAGGCUAAGAUAAG